Messenger RNA from Ylistrum balloti, 1962 nucleotides. RefSeq names its product vacuolar ATPase assembly integral membrane protein VMA21-like. The coding region runs from base 55 to 339 and encodes 94 amino acids. NCBI's taxonomy places the organism in Eukaryota, Metazoa, Mollusca, Bivalvia, Pectinida, Pectinidae. Gene Ontology annotation, cellular component: endoplasmic reticulum membrane. The record is from RefSeq and is a predicted model, not a curated record. The transcript is spliced from 3 exons. Gene Ontology annotation, biological process: vacuolar proton-transporting V-type ATPase complex assembly.
UUUGACUAAUCAACAUUCGCCAAUUGUUGGACUGCACUCCUACCAAACGUCAAAAUGGCAGACGAUCUGAGAAGCAGAAUGAUGGGUCAAACAGAAGAACAGAAUCAGAGUGUGAUGAAGACAAUGAUUUUAUUUAGCAUGGCAAUGCUGUUCCUCCCAGUAUUCUCUUACUUCUUCACUAAAAGUUUUUUCUUUGAAGGAUAUUUUGGGAUGACGAGUCAGAACAGUUACUUCUAUGCAGCUUUUGUCGCUAUAACAGUAGUACACAUAAUAUUGGGACUUUUUGUGUAUAAGGCAUUUACAGAAGGAACUCCGACAUCAACUUACAAAACAGACUAGAAAACAGAGUUCCAGCCAUCCCAAGGUCGACUUUAAAAAGAGGCUAGAAAACCAAGUUCUGGCCCCAACAAAAUCAACUUUUGAAACAGAUCAAGGACCUCUGGUUUCAACUAUGUCAAAUUUCAAAACAGACAAGAAAACUGAAUUCCAGUCAUGUGUGAUUCAGAGUAAAACAGUUGGAGAUGAAUGAUAUCAAUGAUUAAGAAAAUUUGCCAUUAAUUAAUGAUAGCAAUGAUAGGGUGCUCUUUGGUUGUCUGCGAGGGAAUGUGUGUGGGUGCAUGUAUGCUUGUAUACGGGCUAUUAUACCAGUAUGUGUUAUGUACAGGGUACAAAAUGAACAAGCAUUUGGAAAGUGUUUAGGAAGAAAACCACUUUUGUAUUGUAUACAGGCCUUAAGUACUUUUUUUCUGUUAAUUUAAACCAAUAAGGAAUUUACAUAAUUUCAGAUAUUUCUUAAUAUUGAUAGAACAAUGAUUAGAAAUUACCACUUGUUUAAAUGUGAAAAUUUCAUCUGAUGUGGUAUUUGAUCUUGACCUUUAAGUCAUGGUGGUCUAUUGUGAUCAGCUUUGUCUGGCAUCAUGCAUAUGUGAACGUCCAACAUUUUUGUUUUCUUCUCAAAAACCCUUGACCAAUUUCAAUGAAAUUUUGCAGAAAGCUUUCCUGGCCCAAGAUGAACAAAACAAAUGAAUAAUAUUGUCCCCAUUCCACAGGGGACUGAGGGUUGGGCCAAAAGGGUCAAAAUAACCUAAAUUUUAAAAAUCUUCUCCUCAACACCCAGGUAUGGUAGAAUCAAAUGCUCUUCAUGGAUGGAAGCGUCUGAAGAUGCUUUACCAAAACGGGUCUCCCAUUUCUUCCUGGGAAGGAGGUUAACUUUACUGUAAUUUUCAUAGCAAAAUAGUAUUUUUGAGCAGAAUGUUGUUUAUUCCCCAUUAGAAAUAUCUUUGUAAGAAUUAUUAGUAUAGAAUGAAGUUUAAUUUAACUAUAAUUUGCAUAGAAAAAUUGCAUUUUUAAGUAUGUUCAGAACCAUUGGAAAUAACUUUGGAAGAAUUAUAAGUGUAGGACAGCAGCUUUGAUGGUGUGCACCGGCUCACUAUCGUCAAUAUCUUAAUUUCUUUUUCAUGACAUUCGAAAGCUCCUUAUCUUUAAAUUCAAUAUUUCUAUUUUCAGAAGACUGUCAAGGCAGCUAGGCCUCUUGUUCAAUAUUGCUUAUUGGUACCUUCAUACUUUCUUGUGUUUAAACAAAACCAAAAUUCAUGUGUGGUGAGAUAUUUUAAAUUUAAGUCACUAAAACAAAAUAUUCAUCAAUGAAGAAUAUAAUCAGUUUCUAUAAAUACUGAACACACAGCCAAUUAUGUAAUUGAUUAAUUACAUUAAAAAGUCUGCCUGAUUUUAACUGAUAAUUGAUUAUGAACUUCAACUGAUUUCCCUGGUAGCUGUAAAUAAUUCUUUUUGAUAUAGAGUCCGACAUCAUUUAGUUCUUUAUCAAGAUAGGAACCAGCAAUAAAAGAUGGUAUAAUAUGUGAUCAUGAUUUAUUGAAGAUGAAGGCAUAAUGUGCUUUCCAUAUUGUUGUAAAGGAUGUUAAAAUUGUUUAAAAAUAAUAUACAAAUAAAAAAAAGAUGAAA